Messenger RNA from Paramecium sonneborni, 1090 nucleotides. NCBI's taxonomy places the organism in Eukaryota, Ciliophora, Oligohymenophorea, Peniculida, Parameciidae. The record is from the annotation of a GenBank genome assembly.
AUUUCAGUCCAACAGAAGUUUAUAAACAGCUCUAAUCUUAUUGUGGAUAUUAAUAAAAUCUUUAGAAUGUUUACAAGUGCUUUAAGUUAGAUCUUAGAAUUAAAGAAUAAAGAAUAUGAUGCCUCUUUAAUAAAAUAGACUAUAAUAAAUUUAAGUAAAUUGAACUAAAUCGAAAUAAUGGCUUUGAUGGAGAUUGUGUAUUAAUUAAGACUAUGCUGUCCAAAUGAUGAUAAUAAAUAAGAGUUAUUGAAUGAAUUAUAAUAUCUUCUGUAAAGUUAAAUAGCAGCUGAUCGUACAGCUAUUGCUAAUACCAAUAACUUCUUAGAAUAUAAAACUAAAUGUAAUUCAAAUAAUACAGGUGUGAUAAUUCUUAAUCAUCAAGGAUAAUUUAGUAAAUUAGUUUAUUAUCUUUAGUUCUCUCUGAUCAAAUUUCCAGAAACAUUUUAGAAAUAAAUUCAAAAGAAGAACUACAAUAAAAAAACUUUUUCUCUCUUAUCAGUAAAGUUUCUGAAGGAAAACUAAAGCAAGUUCUAAAAAAUAGUUGUUUGUUAUAAAAUGGACAAAUAAAAGAUUGUUUUGAUAUGACCAUAUAUUCUGAUAGAAACAGAAAGAAAAGUCUUAAAUAUUUAAAUUAAAUGGCAUAAAUACCAUUGAAAAAGAAGAUAAAAAAAAAUAUGACUGACAGUAAAAAUGAAAUAUUAUUUUUUAGAAGAUAUUAAAGCCUUGCCAAAAGAAUAAAUAUUGAUGGCAAAGUAUUUAAAAUCAAUAAAAGUAACCAUUUUAAAAGUUACUAUUCAUAUUCAUAAAGAGUUUAUAGAUUCUUUUUCAGAUUCAGAUGAUAUUAUUUUAAGUAAUUUGGAUACUUUGGGUUAAUCAACAGUUAAUUAAUUAGCCAUAUGUGAAGUAAAAGAAUUAGAUGAACACAUUAAAUUAUCUCUUUAAGAGUUAAUGUAAGAUCCUUAUAUUUGUAAACAUGAAAGUAUUGAAAUUUAAAUUAUAUUAGUUAAAUGGAAAAAGAGAGUAAGAAAGUUUAAAGGGCAGAAUUCAGAUGGUGAAGAUGAACUUUGAUUUGUUAUUUAUAUAUAAUUAU